AUGGCUCGUGCCACCAAGGACGAAAGAGCCACCCUGGCCACAGUAAUCCGGAUACUCGACGAGAAGUCGGACCCCCGCUGGGGAGACAGACUCCAGAGGGCCCGAAACCUCGUAGACGAAACCACGGUAGACAUCGAGACCCUAAUAGACAAAUGGUAUUGCGUAGGCGGACUACCCGCGGUGCAAGACCUGAUGGCAGCAGAACGGGAGCUGCUCGACACGACGUGGCCCCGUAGCGGCCCGUUGCUCGAUUUCAUUGACGACCUGCGGAAACUCAUUUCACUAGCAUGCAACCUCCGCCAUCGCUUGGGACAUCCGCCCUGGUACUACUCAGAAGUCGUUGCGCAGCGUAUAAGGCUCACCGCCCCACAAGGGGCCGUAGUCCCCACUGACCUCACGCAGUUGUCGGACCUGCUAGAAUGGAUGACAUAA
Messenger RNA from Gregarina niphandrodes, 432 nucleotides. RefSeq lists its product as hypothetical. The transcript has a single exon. NCBI's taxonomy places the organism in Eukaryota, Apicomplexa, Conoidasida, Eugregarinorida, Gregarinidae. The record is from RefSeq and is a predicted model, not a curated record. The coding region runs from base 1 to 432 and encodes 143 amino acids.